UGACUUGGGCUCCCGGAUGAAGACGUCACGAAGCUGUUCAGUAGAAUAACAACAAGGAUAUUUCGCUGGAUUUAUCUAGAUGCUAUAUAUCUUUUUGUCUUAAGUCGUAUAUUAAUUAGGUAUUUAAAUAUGUCUACACCUGCCAGGAGACGGCUCAUGAGAGAUUUUAAAAGGUUACAAGAAGAUCCCCCUGCUGGAGUUAGUGGUGCACCAACAGAUAACAACAUUAUGAUAUGGAAUGCCGUCAUUUUUGGACCGCACGACACACCCUUCGAAGACGGCACCUUUAAGCUGACACUAGAGUUCACUGAAGAGUAUCCCAACAAGCCUCCCACAGUGCGGUUUGUUUCCAAAAUGUUUCACCCUAACGUGUACGCAGACGGCAGCAUUUGCCUAGACAUUCUUCAAAACCGCUGGAGCCCCACGUACGAUGUAUCUGCCAUCCUCACUUCAAUUCAGUCCCUGCUGGACGAACCAAACCCGAACAGUCCCGCCAACAGCCUGGCAGCACAGCUCUACCAAGAGAACCGUCGUGAAUACGAAAAGCGUGUCGCGGCCAUUGUAGAGCAAAGCUGGCUCAACUUUAACGACGAGGAUGACAAGGACCCCAAGAAAGAAGCCUCCUAGCUCCCCUUUUCCCACACAUUUAUCUCCAUCCCCCUCUCCCCAUCCCCUCCAACUUCUAUCCCGUCGGAGAAGUGGCCGGAUGGACCAGGUGUUUGAAGUAACACGGGCGCAUGUGUGUGGUGGGAGCCAGCCCCCGCCCCCGAGGUCGGGUGAAUGUGAGCGACAGUGCUUUGUGACUGCUUGUGGGGACUUGUGUAUCGUUUCUAGCCGCAUCCUGCAAGAUUUUUGUGCACAUUUUUUUUUUUUUUUCCACUCUUCUACAGACUUUUUGAGAAACUGCAAAACCCUAAAGUGUAUUGGUACCAUUUUGUGGGUGCUGUCAAGAGGGCUUCUUUGCUUUCCUUCAUAAAUAUAUCAAUAUCCCAUAAGGGAGCCUGUAAAGUGUUGAAAGUGGCCUAGGGGGUUCCUUUGUUUUUUAACUGUCACAUCCUCGCUUCAUAUUGUCACUUGAGAGUGCUGUGUGAACGAUGCCUGCUGGAGUAAAGUAUGUGUGAGUGUGCACAAGACAUAGCAAUGUUUCUUGUGCUUGUAUGUUUUUGUUUCUUUCUUUCACUGCUGCUUUAUACAACACUUAAAGGGAUUUUGCCGCACUUAGCAAAAUCUCAAAAAAUUCCUAACUUAAUCGUAAACGGCGGUUGAGGCCACACAAGUGGAAGUUUAGGAAUGUGCUUGCUUGGUGAAAGUUCAUCGUGUCAGAGGAUUCCAUCUUUCUGACUUUCUUUUCAUAAAAUAUUGCUAUUUUAUGUUGGUGACAUAUGAGCCAGAAUAUAUUUAUUGAACAGCUAAGUGUAACGUUACUAUCUGCUGACAGACCCUUUGAACUAUGGGGUGUAAAAGAAACAAGUAGCCCUUUUGUGUUUCUAGUCCGACCACAUAAAAAAAAUUAAAUUUCUCCCGCUCCCUAGAGCACCCACUUUUCUUUUCUUUGUCCUGGUGCCCAAUUCUCAGCUUCUGUGGAACCCCACACAUGCCUUUUAAGAGUUGGCACAUGUCGUUGGAACAUCUGGAGGAAAGGAGCACUGCGCUACGUCUGCCGACGGGACCGAGGUCGCAAUGACAAAAAAGACGAGAUGCUUUGUGUGAAGUCUCUUUUCUUGUAAAAAGAUUUAUUUGUAUACAGUUUGUACCAUAGUUGAUUGUUUCUUUUUUGCAACUUGAACUUGAAAGCCCCACAGUCAGCCCUCUUUUUGAAUUUUUUUUUCUUCAAGCAAGGUUUAUCCCCUGUGUACCAAUGUGCAUUUCAAAUAAUGGCAAUGCAUAUGUUACUAAUUGCUGGUGGUAAUUAAUAAAAGAAAAGAACUUGGGUGUC
Molecule: messenger RNA, 1936 nt
Organism: Ornithodoros turicata
Lineage: Eukaryota; Metazoa; Arthropoda; Arachnida; Ixodida; Argasidae
Gene: Ubc6
Product: ubiquitin-conjugating enzyme E2 A
Exons: 4
Coding region: 130-627 (165 amino acids)
Biological process (GO): DNA repair; protein polyubiquitination; proteasome-mediated ubiquitin-dependent protein catabolic process
Cellular component (GO): HULC complex
Molecular function (GO): ubiquitin conjugating enzyme activity
Source: RefSeq, a predicted model, not a curated record